CCAGUCGGUGCAGGAAAUGCUGCUAUUUUUAUUCAGUCAGUGCAGACUCACAUUGUACCUGGCAUCAGGGGCGCCUGGUUCCCGUCGUUUCAUUGGCUGUUUCAACACAGAAGUUAAAUAGAGCCAGCCUCUUGCGCGCCUAGCUUCCCUUUCCCACACAGCCUUAGCCUACCUGCACUAACUAGAAAGUCCAGUUUCACAAGCAAGUCCUAGAAAACAGCAGAGAGUCCUGGCGGCAACAUGGACCUGGACAGUAAACGGCUGGUGGUGGUGGUACCAAACGAAAAGCUGGUGCCAUCCCGCAGAGUGUUCAGCAGUGAGGAUGAGGCAUGGAGGAGCUACCUGGAGAACCCACUGACUGCGGCCACUAAGGCCAUGAUGAGCAUCAAUGGAGAUGAGGACAGUGCGGCAGCACUGGGACUGCUGUACGACUACUACAAGGUUCCUAAAGAGAGGAGACGUUCCUCUAGCGGCGUUAAACCCACAGACCCCUCUGCUAAUGCGCCUGAUAACUGCGGGAGCUUGGAGAUGCUAGAUCACCAUCUCCAGGCUCUCAGAUCCAUGCCAGUCAACCUCUCCCUUAACAACAGCACCGCUACGGAACAUCAGGGCUCCAAGUAUGGAGCUACCUGCCUCGCAGGAGACACCAGAGGAGGAGACGGUAAAGGUGGAGGUGGGGCCGCUCUGGCUCUAGUCAAGACAGAGAGCCAGACGUCCAUGGGAGUGUCCUGUUCUGGAGGUUCCUACCAAGAAGAACCCAGAGAGCAGAUGAGGAUGGUUUAUGAGCAGAGCCACUAUGAUUUGCAGCUGGCUGGGUACUUGAAAGAUGAACAGAGGAGCACUCCAGACAGCACAUAUGAGGACACUGUGGAAGGAGAGAUGUACCACCGAAGUCCCUCCUCAGGAGUUGGUGAAUUCCACUACAGUCUACCAGUUGACAGUUUCCAGUACUGUCUGGAGGCCAGCAUGUCGCUGCGGCCGCGGCAGGCAGAAGGACCCAUGGCUUACCUGAACCGGGGCCAGUUCUACGCUUUAACCCUGUCGAAGACCGCCUUCACACCGUCCCUACUUCAGCCCAGAGGUAAAGUGCGGGUGAGUGGACCAACGCUGUCACACAGGCCUGAUGGGAGCCCAUCCAGUAGUGAGAAAUGCACCAUGGGAGGCUCUGAGCUGCAGCGGGACAGUAUUGUACAGAGUGUUAUAAUGGUUGUCUUUGGGGAAGACAAGUGCAGAGACGAGCAGCUGAAGAAUUGGAAAUACUGGCACUCCCGUCAGCACACUGCCAAGCAGAGAGUCCUGGACAUUGCCGACUACAAGGAGAGCUUCAGCACGAUCGGCAACGUGGAGGAAAUUGCCUACAACGCUGUCUCUUUCACAUGGGAUGUCAGUGAAGACGCAAAGGUCUUUAUCUCUGUGAACUGCCUGAGCACAGACUUCUCCUCGCAGAAGGGCGUGAAGGGGAUGCCUCUGACAAUCCAGAUUGACACCUACAGCUACAACAGCUGCAGCAGCAGGCCCAUCCACAGGGCCUUCGCUCAGAUCAAGGUCUUCUGCGACAAGGGCGCUGAGAGGAAGCUUCGUGAUGAGGAGAAGAAGCAGCUCAGGAAGAGGAUGAAAGGGAAAAAUGGCAGCUCGGGGCUGACCUCUCCCGUUAAGAGGGCUGAUAACACGCUGUUAAAAAGCAUGAUAGACCUGGACUCCCAGCCGGUUCUCUUCAUUCCUGAUGUCCACUUUGGAAACCUGCAGAGAGCGGGACAGGUGUUUGCUUUCAACACAGAGGAGGUCAACAGAGAUGGGAGUGUUCUGGUGAAGAGGAUGUCAUGUGCUGCUGAGGAAGACGUCUGUCCACCUCAGCCCAAGAAGUCCAAAGUGGAACUGGAAAGGAAAGUUCUGCUGUAUGUGAGGAAGGAGUGCGAUGAAGUGUUUGAUGCCUUAAUGCUGCACACCCCAACCCUCAAAGCGCUGAUGGAGGCAAUCUCAGAGAAAUAUGCAGUGCCUGUCAACAAGAUGGCCAAAGUUUACCAAAAAAGCAAAAAAGGGGUUCUGGUUAACAUGGAUGACAACAUCGUCCAGCACUACUCCAACGAGGACACCUUCAUCCUGGCUAUCGAGAGCUCAGCGGACUCCUUGCGUGUCACUCUGUCAGAGAUCUGAUGGUUGCUGGCCACAGCACUGUAUUCGCUGGUCACCGUAUUGUCAGGCAGAGGUGACCGCUGGUGGGUGGAGCUUUAGCAGAUGACGCCGCCCAAAUGUGUCCCUCGAGGAAGGCUACACAGUCUCAGCAGGGUCUGCUGCCCUACAUGGAUCAUUGGCUAAACUAAUCCACAUGCACCUGACCUGCUGCAGUACCUGUUUACUAACCAGACAACAUGCUGCAGGAGGAUUUCUUGCAUUAGGAACGCAGGCUUAACUUUGAUAACUUAUGGAAGUGCCCACAUUUGUGGUUUCGGGGGGGGAAACUUUUGAUAUUUCAACAACCUAUGCAAAAGCCUUGAGUAGCUGAUUCAAUUCUUUGUCCACGUCACCACAAGGCAUCCAGUCCGCCUGCUGUGGGUUUCACAGGAAGAAGACGGUACAGUAUACAGUAGUUUUAUUGGAUUAACAGCGAGGACUGCUGUUGGCUUCCUCUGUGCUUCUGCCAUCCUUCCUGUUGCCUCUUCUAGUGGUGGAAGCUUUUAAAUGACUUGAUAAGAUGUUUGAAAAGACUUUUGCUGGCACUCAACUGUUCAAGGCAACGGCUUAUUGUUUUGUAUGUGUGUAAUUAUUUUUAGAUGUUCUUGACAGUUCUUAUAUCACCAUUCAAAGUCACAAAUCUUUCUUGGUUGUCUUUUUUUUUUAUUGAUCGGUCAUGUUUUUUCCUGCGUGCUAAGUGUUUCCAAUCGCUGCCAGUGAAAUAACAGUUAUCCCGGGUUGUGAUUACACGCUGGUGUCUCCGGAUCUAUAAUUACACGAGGCACCAUUAUGGAACAAGACCGCGAGUCUCCAGGAUGCUGUUAAAUUGUUUUGCUUCCUCCGUGCAUGUGUUUAUUGCUUUUGCGCUCACUGAAGAGACUGCAGUCAUUAGUAUUUAUGACAUUAGUUAGGCCCUACCAGUCCAUCCAUUUACACAAUCCAUCAGAGCUUAAGAGCCUGAUCGCUCUGGCCCUACUCGCUGACUGUGUUUACACCUGAUUCACUGACAGCCCCUGUACCCUUCAUUUGUGUCAUGCACCAUGAUGUACAGUCUUUUAAAUGAGUCAAUAAAUAUAGUUUUAUAU
Morone saxatilis (striped sea-bass) is the source of this 3257-nucleotide messenger RNA. Its product is annotated as grainyhead-like protein 2 homolog. Lineage: Eukaryota; Metazoa; Chordata; Actinopteri; Moronidae. Gene Ontology annotation, molecular function: DNA-binding transcription activator activity, RNA polymerase II-specific; RNA polymerase II cis-regulatory region sequence-specific DNA binding. Gene Ontology annotation, cellular component: nucleus. The transcript is spliced from 15 exons. Gene Ontology annotation, biological process: neural tube development; brain development; regulation of transcription by RNA polymerase II. The coding region runs from base 241 to 2154 and encodes 637 amino acids. The record is from RefSeq and is a predicted model, not a curated record.